AGUAGUUCCAGCUGGUUCUCUCUUCCGUAUUGGGAGCCAUUGGCCCUCCCUUGUGCUGAGCAGCUAGGAAACCCCUGCUGGGGAGCUCGUAGGAGCUUGAAACCGUCGUCACCCCUCCGUAGACGCUCAUCAGGGGGUAAAAUGGUUGAAGCUGAUCGCCCAGGAAAGCUCUUCAUUGGUGGCCUCAAUACAGAAACAAAUGAGAAAGCCCUUGAAGCAGUAUUUGGCAAAUAUGGACGAAUAGUGGAAGUACUUUUGAUGAAAGAUCGUGAGACCAACAAAUCAAGAGGAUUUGCUUUUGUCACCUUUGAAAGCCCAGCGGAUGCCAAGGAUGCAGCCAGAGACAUGAAUGGAAAGUCCUUAGAUGGAAAAGCCAUCAAGGUAGAACAAGCCACUAAACCAUCAUUUGAAAGUGGUAGGCGUGGACCACCUCCACCUCCAAGAAGCAGAGGCCCUCCAAGAGGCCUUAGAGGUGGAAGAGGAGGAAGUGGAGGAACCAGGGGACCUCCCUCACGUGGAGGACACAUGGAUGAUGGUGGCUAUUCCAUGAAUUUCAACAUGAGUUCUUCCAGGGGACCACUUCCAGUAAAAAGAGGACCACCCCCAAGAAGUGGGGGUCCUCCUCCUAAGAGAUCUGCUCCUUCAGGACCAGUUCGCAGCAGCAGUGGAAUGGGAGGAAGAGCUCCUGUAUCACGUGGAAGAGAUAGUUAUGGAGGCCCGCCUCGAAGGGAACCUCUGCCUUCUCGUAGAGAUGUUUAUUUGUCCCCAAGAGAUGAUGGAUAUUCUACUAAAGACAGCUAUUCAAGCAGAGAUUACCCAAGUUCUCGUGAUACAAGAGAUUAUGCACCACCACCACGAGAUUAUACUUAUCGUGAUUAUGGUCAUUCCAGUUCACGUGAUGACUAUCCAUCAAGAGGGUAUAGUGAUAGAGAUGGCUAUGGUCGUGAUCGUGACUAUUCAGAUCAUCCAAGUGGUGGUUCCUACAGGGAUUCAUAUGACAGUUAUGGUAACUCACGUAGUGCUCCACCUACACGAGGGCCCCCGCCAUCUUAUGGUGGAAGCAGUCGCUAUGAUGAUUACAGCAGCUCACGUGACGGAUAUGGUGGAAGUCGAGACAGUUACUCAAGCAGCCGAAGUGAUCUCUACUCAAGUGGUCGUGAUCGGGUUGGCAGACAAGAAAGAGGGCUUCCCCCUUCUAUGGAAAGGGGGUACCCUCCUCCACGUGAUUCCUACAGCAGUUCAAGCCGCGGAGCACCAAGGGGUGGUGGCCGUGGAGGAAGCCGAUCUGAUAGAGGGGGAGGCAGAAGCAGAUAUUAAAAACAAAACUUUGGACCAAAAUCCCUGUUCAAAGAAACAAACAAAAAGUGGAACCUAUUCUGUCAUAACUACCCAAGGACUACUAAAAGAAAAAAUUGUGUUACCUUUUUUAAAUUUCCUGUUAAGUUCCCCUUCAUAAUUUUUAUGUUCUUGUGAGGAGAAAAGUAAAACAUGUUUAAUCUUAAGGCAUUGCUUUCUUACAAGCAAAUGUUAAAUGUGUUAAGGCUUGACUUGUGUACUAGUGUUGUAAUUUUCCAAGUAAAAGUGUCCCUAAAGGGCCACUUUCUAAUUUUUUCCCAGUAAAUGAGGCAAGCAAUUCUAAGAUUUUCUACAAACAUCUAGCCAUCUAAAAUGGAAAGAUGACUCCCUCAGCCUAUACAACAAAAGCUAGCUAUUAGAGGGUGGUUGGGGUAUGCUACUCUUAGGAUAUCAUACUGUCAUCAAACUAAAAUCUCAAAUGUUCUCAGUAUGAAAAACCUGAGAUCAGAUGCUUAUGUAAAGAAAGUGCUAUUCACCCAGUAAACUCAAAACAAAUGGAUAGUGCUGGCCAUAUUUUGCCUUUCUGACAUUUCUUUGGGAAUCUACAAGAACCUCACCUCCCCUUUCCCCCUCCCCCAAUAAGACCAUUUAAGUGUGUGUUAAGCAACUACAGAAUACUAAAUAAAAAGUUUGGCCAAAACCAACCAUGAAGCUGCAAACGGUGCUUGCUCUUACUGUUUCAAAUUUUUGCAACUCUGUAGUGUCUCACUUUUAAGGAACAGCUUGAUUGCAAAGGAGAAAAUAGAUAAGCAAUGAAGUUAUCUCCAACUUCUCAAAGGCUUAUGACUUCUAAAAAGUGAAUCUAUCAGCAUUCCACAUCAGAUUUAAAGCAUCAAAUGCCUGUGAAACAGCAAAGAUGGUAAGCAAAGCAAACUAGUUUUUCCGUCUAAGUCGAAAUUGAACACUUCCUCAUAGUACAGUGAAACAUACUGUACCUCAUGGCAGUGGAAAUGCUUUCUAGAUUAAAAAAAAAAACUUUUGGAAAAGCAAAGUGUUCUGUAGCACAUUAGAAGUCUUCCAAAUUCAACUCUUGGAUUUCUUUUUUAAAAAAGCAUGUAUGACACUUAAAGGCCUUAAUGCAACUGUUUACCAAUAGCCACCUGGGGCUUGGGAGGGGGGUAACUCUAAGUAUUUUUGAUGAAGACCUUUAAACAUGCUUCAUAUAUUUUAACAUUUUUCAAAUUAGACUUAGUCAAUAUAGGAAAUGGCUUGACUUUGGGGUCCUCCUCUUCCUACCCCUGUAAGCCAUUGUAAACUUGACAUUUAGUUGGAUGCCUGACUUGUUUUUAGUUCUGUGAAACUACACUGUAUGGAGAAAAUCUAUUGCAAGUGGUCUUUAAAAAGCAAAACCUGAGGCAACAUGACCCAGGUCCAGCCAUGGAGUUGAAAAAGAUGCUCUUGAAUAUAGUAAACUUGAAGACCUCCAACUAAAAAUCCUUGUACUGCACUUAUUCCUUCAAAUAAGUUUUGUCCGUUCAACUUAUGGAUUUAACAUGGCAGUGCACCAUUGGAACAGAAUGAGAAUCCAUAAGCCAUGCAACUUAACCAUUUAAGACAUUCCAGUCCAUCCCAAGCCAGUGACUCUUCCACCAAUUAAGAGAAGUAGUAGAACAUGAAAUACGUUAAGCUGCAAGUCUGAACUUGCCUUUUCUUUCUGGCAAAGGGGGCAGUAAGUUAUAGGCAAGUUUUGAAGAAUUUCCUUAAGAAAGAUAACUAGUUAUGUAUUUAAUUUUUACAGGUUGAGGAUUAUGGUCACAGAAUGCUGAUUUAUUCACACUAGAUAAACCUGGCAACAAGAGAAAUCAAAUACUAAGAGUUGUUGAAGCAGAAGAAUGCUGAUUGUGGAUAAGGCACAACAGUUGCAUAAGCAGUGCUCAUCAUAACUGGUUUGGUGCAGGCAAUAGAUUUUUUUUUUUUUUGCCUUCAAGGGUUCUUGUGGGUCCGAGGAAGGCAUCAGUGUUGGUUAGCACUCUUAACUAGGGAGUGGUAGUUACUUAAAAGAAGGAAUGAUUGACCAGGUGGAGAAAGGGGAAUAAUUAAGGAAAUUAGUGAGUGGAGGUAGCGAGGAAGUUCUUACGGUUCUUUAUGUAGAUUUUAUAGCUUUGGCUUUCAUUUUGUUUAGCUAAAGUCAUAGGAACAACUCUAAUUUAGAACUUCCUAAUUAUCAAUGUCAGAAAGUUAAUUAGAAAAAUGAAAGGCAUACAUGGUACCUCUAUCCAGUAAAGUGUCUGAUUUUCAGCAAGUGAAACACUUCCUGUUUAUCCAGAAGUGGGACUUAGUCAUAAAACAAAACUAAAGGGAAUAGUCAAUCUGGAAACUUCAGUAACUGGAAUCAUGGCUAAAAUGAUUGAAAGUAUAUUUAAAAACUGGAAACAAAAUUGGGUCAUUUGGCUUUUAUUUAAACUAUUGAUUUUGUAAGCCUACUUUACCCCUACCUCCUGUCUUGGAAACAAAUUGAGAUAAAACAUCAUGUUGGAGAUUAGAGCCAAUAGUAUAAAAACUACUGUUCAGAGGAAACCGAUUUGAAUUGUUGGGUUAGAAGAACCAAGUCAACUUGAGAAUUUUUGCAUAGCAAAAUAGCAGUACUAUCAUGUCCAACAUUUGCAAUUGUAGAGAAUAAU
Messenger RNA from Phyllostomus discolor (pale spear-nosed bat), 3977 nucleotides. RefSeq names its product RNA binding motif protein X-linked (gene RBMX). The transcript has 10 exons. The record is from RefSeq and is a predicted model, not a curated record. Gene Ontology annotation, molecular function: RNA binding. Bases 142 to 1317 code for a protein of 391 amino acids. Lineage: Eukaryota; Metazoa; Chordata; Mammalia; Chiroptera; Phyllostomidae. Gene Ontology annotation, biological process: positive regulation of mRNA splicing, via spliceosome. Gene Ontology annotation, cellular component: spliceosomal complex.